Molecule: messenger RNA, 4521 nt
Organism: Ylistrum balloti
Lineage: Eukaryota; Metazoa; Mollusca; Bivalvia; Pectinida; Pectinidae
Product: armadillo repeat-containing protein 5-like
Exons: 7
Coding region: 1-3618 (1205 amino acids)
Biological process (GO): anatomical structure morphogenesis
Cellular component (GO): cytosol
Molecular function (GO): protein binding
Source: RefSeq, a predicted model, not a curated record
AUGUUGUUCAAUGGCUUAAAUAUAAAAUAUGAAAACAGUCGUAAAAUGACAUCGAAGUAUGUCGAGAGAGCUUUGCUGAAGAUAACAAAUGGCACUCCCAAACAAAUCUAUAACAUCUUGGUAGAAAUUCGAACCAAAGUUGUCAAGUCUUCUACCGGUGUUCGUGAGCUAAUUCGACAUGGGUUUGUUCACAAAGCUCUUUACUUGUUAUCCGAUGAAAUACGGCAAAACCAGCUUCCACAUACAACUGAUAUCGUUCUCAGUGUCCUUGGCAAUCUAUGUAUGGAAGAAAAUGCCAGGAAAGAUGUACAUCAGAGUGGGGGUAUAGCAACCUUAGCGGACUUGUUUUGCACCUCAGAAUCUGUCAGCAUUCAGGACCGUAGUUGUAGGGCCUUGUCAAACGCAGCAUUGUUGCCUGUGAAUGCUGAAGCUGUACAUGGCACUGACACUGUGGAUCAUGUGGUGGAGCUCCUACAACUGGAACCUACCAAGGAGAGCAAACUCAUUUACUGUAGAAUUAUUAGAUUACUUGGCAAGACACAGAAACACCAAGACAAACUGGUUGCUGGUGAUGCUGUGCGAUGUGUGGUGAAACUGCUGUUGGAUGAUGACAAAGAUGUUCAGAGUGCAGCAUUGAGGAUGGUGUUUGAGACAUCCAGCCAAGGGUGCAGCAGUGGGUUUGCCAGUCAAGUUGUCAGUGCUGGGGGUAUUGCUGAGUUAUUGUCAAGGGUAACAGUUGAAGACAGUACUGCCGCUCACCAGUCCUUUACAACUCUCAUACGAUUAGCUGAUCAUUCUCAUGCUCGGGCUGAGCUGGGCAAUGCUGGUGGCAUUACAAAAUUUAUAGGCUUCUUUCAAGGUAUUGGUAACUUUGAUAAAGACAAAAGGUUUUCUGUCCUUAAUGUUUUGUGUCUUUGCUGUAAGGAUGUAGUGAACCGUGUGAAGAUUCGAGAUAACAGUAUACUGCCAAAGUUCCUGGAGUGUCUUAAAGACACAGAAUACAAACGUUUACAUGAUCGUAUCAUCAGUGCUCUGCUGUGUUUUUUGUAUGAUGAAUCCAGUUUAGAACUUUUACUUCAAGAUGGUCUUAUACCACUUUUACUAUCACAUUUGCAACGAGUAGCAGAGUUCACUUCAACUGUGGUGAGGCUUGACGAGGAAGUGGCCAAUCUGGAUACAAUAUCUGAACAUGUUUCAGCUGAACAGGACAACUCAGCUGACGAUCAACAGACUGGACUAGGUGAUUCCUCAAAUGAAUGUCAGACACAACAUAAAAUUAUAGCAGAAUGUGAGGGACAGACAGAAUCUGUUCUGACCAGAACUGAACAGGAACCGUUGAACGUAGAUAAAGAUUCUACUGAGGAGCUUACAAUACAGACAGAUAAGAAAUACCAUUACAGUAUUGAUAGUCCAACUUACCAAGUGUCAUCAGAGUGGAACCUUGAUGUCUAUAGUCAGGGAGCCAAAUGUAAAUCAUUCAACCAUGGAGCAUCUUCCCCACAGUACCCCAGCAUUAGUCCCUUAAGUACCAUCUCCUAUUACUCUCCAAGCCUGUCCCCAGGAGACUACAGCCCUACUAGUCCUGUAAUGUCCAAGGUCAAUGAAGACCCCAACUACGGAUUGGUCUUUAGUUUGCCCUUUUCUUGUAGCAGUCCAGAGAAACAUUCAAGUCCCAGUAAUACAUCAGGGAUGUCCCCUGGUGCUUCUGAACACGAGUUUGAACACAAUUCCAAUGCUCCUAUGGUUUAUUCAGAUGAAGAAGAUAGCCAAGAGGCCACAUCAAUUGAUACAUUGCCGUUUCGGUGUGAAAAUGCAGAACAAACAACAGAAGCCUCGGGUAUGGAAAACAUUCCACAGAAACAUGAAAACAUUAGUGACUGCAAUGUUGAAAAGAUUGAAUCUUCUGAUAAAACUGAUGAACAAAAAGAAGACCCGUUAUAUUGCUCUCAGGGAUUUGAUGUAGACAUGAAUAGUGAAAACCAGCAGGUCAGUGGUCACUUGUCGCACAAGAUUCACUUCGAUUUGGGAGAAGAGACCAUCAUCAUUGGACCACAUAAGAAAAAUAAGUUACCUCCAACUUCUCCUGAAACAUUACUUAAACAUAAUGUACCAAAGAAACCCAGGUUAUCAAUAACAUGUAGAAAGUCUCCAACUGCCACUGAAAAUCACAUCCUGAUGAUCCUUUCAUUUGUGUCGCAAAUGCCAGACCCAACAAAGUAUUUAGUUUCUACAGAGGUUCUUUGCUGUCUGUUAGACUACAUUAGCUGUGUACGGAUUGGUGAAACACGAGCUGCUAGACUUCUUUGUCGACUAGCCCGAAACCCUAACUGCUUUGAGAAAUUGAUCCAGUUAAAUCUACCAUGGAUUGUGUAUGACAAACUCCUUUCUCAAGAAGUUAAUGACCAGUGCUGGAUAAAAAUUCUUCAAGCGGAACACUCUGGUCUAGGAAAUAGAACAAACAAAGGUCAGAGAUCACAGUCAUUGAGUUUCUGUUCAGAUGAUUCAACAUUUUUUGAAGAAGACACACAUAGUCAGGUGCAAGACUCUGUCACAAGCGUAAUUGAUUGCAAUCUUAAAUCACCCAACACCAUUAUCUCUAACAAAUCUUCAUUUAACUCUUCCUGUCAGAAUGUUUCAAGUGAAGGAAGUGUAACAGAAGAAGAAGAGGAGAUACUACUAUCCAGCAGAGCAGGGAUAACUGUACUGCAAGACUUAUGUCGAAUGGCUGACAGUCCAUAUGGAAGAGGUGUUGUAGCUCACAUUUUAUCUAAGCAGACAGUGUCACAGAUGCAUAUCCUGGUCAGUCUUCUUCAUAUAUUGUGGGCAAGGGGUAUGUGGAAGUUCUACUUUUUCAAGAAAGGGUUGUGGAAGGAAUAUGUGGACAUCCUUACUGCUGGAUCAAGUCAUCCUUACCACAGAACUAUCCUAGAGGCAUUCUGCUUUCUUGGGAAAAUCAUCAACUUUGACAUUAAAUUGAAAAAUGAGCAUUGUGAGAAACUGUUUGUCACCAGUGUCAAUGUAGCUAAUGAAAAUAUUCAGCGGGGCACGUGUCGGCAUAAGUCUCAUAGUCACGAUAUAAAGUUCUCUGUACAUGACACAGGAUCCACCAUUCCUGCCAGUAAGGAGAGAUUAGCCAAGGCAUCACCACUGUUUGCAGCCAUGUUACAGGGACAGUAUUCAGAGUCUACCCAGAACACAGUCACAUUAAAUGAUACCUCCUAUUAUGCUGUGCAGUUUGUUGUACACUUUCUUCACGGAUGUGAUUUAGAGUGUGAUGUCAUUGCUAGUAUUCUUACCUGUGAACCUGGUCUGGACACAUGGUCCCAGUGUGUAGAGGUCCUGACACUUGUUAACAGGUACCUUGUCACAGACCUAGAGCCAUUCCUAAAGUCAGUGCUGUCCUCAAGAUUCCUGGUACCAUUGGUGGCCAGUAGCACCUACGGUUUUGCCAAACUUCAUGGAUAUGAAGUUCUGGCAAGUGACUGUGUUAAAACUGUACUGGUUGGUGGUAAAUGUGUAAGUGAUCGUAUCAGAGGUUUCAGUUUGUUUCUGAAUGGACCAAAUUCUGAAAUGUUUUUGUCUCAUUUGGAACAAUUAUUCCAAUCAAGUAUUCAUUAACACUAACGAGUACUUUCUAUGUACAUCAAGUUCAGGAUUAUAUUGGAAGGUUAAGCCUUACAGUUAUUUAAAUGGUUACGUAUAAUUUCAAUGAGUUACAAAUAAAGAAAUGUCUGGGUUAUUGAUGAUUUACUAGCGGUACACUGUGAUGAAAGUCUUUCAAAUUUGUUAACAUGAAUGAUUUUGACAUACUCAUGAGGAUACCUAUGCCAAAUUUGUAUGAAACUAUGUAAUCUGAAUAAGCAAUAGGCCUAGAAUUAUGAUGUUUGACGAUCAACGUGGGACUGAAAUACUACAAAUUAUAUGACUUAGGCCCUUUCAAUGUGAAAGGCAUGUAAAAGCAUAAUGUGUAGGCAAUAUGUUUCAGAAGACAAAUUAAAUGCUAAUGAUUAUAACUUAGAGGAAAAAAAGACAUUUUCCAAGAUCUAAAGUCAAAGGGGUCAUGUAAUGUAAAAAUGUUCAAAUUAUUUUUUAUGGAGAACAGAAAAGUAUGAGAAUGGUACAUCUUAUUAAAUGAUUAACUGGUUUAUGAUAUACAAAAAAAUGUAUGUAAUUUUAAUUUUGUAUGUGAUCAUAUUGAAUCCUUAAAGUGUUUAUUCUGUGUCGAUAAAAGUGACUACAUGGAAUGAUUCACAAAUUUCACAAUAUUAUAAUCUUACCAUCAAGAAUGUGAACCUUGAUGAAUAAGUUAAUGCUGGAAAAAAUAGCUGUACUUUUCCAACAAAACAUAUUUAUCCAUAUUAACAAGGACCAUAUUCCUUGCUGCACACUUUGAUGAUACCAAAGAAAGUAAAACUGAUUAUUCAACUAUUACUGUGUAUGAUUCUGUCAUACAGAUAUAUGAUUGAUGGUAUUCAUGUUUAUGACUGAAAGUAUGAUUGAGAUAAUGUUAGAGAUGUAUUU